GGUGAGCGAGGAACUUGCCAGGCAUCUGAUGCUAUUAAAAUAGCACCAGUGAACAGCAAGCUGGAUAGACAAACCAAUACUAGUAGUUGCAGCCACCUUAUCGUAUGAUAGCUACAUACGGUACUCGUAGAGGCAAUGAAUUUGAUGCGAAUCCUUCACGUGUUGUCCUUCCUCGUACCGCUCGGGCUCGUCGUCGGUGGUGCCGAUAACAAUGCCGGUACUGAUACUGAUACUGAUACUGAGAUCGGUGGCAAUGGAGCAUUAGAAAUUCGGCCUUUUCGAUCGGAACAACACUAUACAUCUACAUCUACAGCCACAUCAUCCAGACGACGCACUGGAGCCGGCGAUCUCGACGAGUACAACGACUAUGCGUCCCAGUUCGACAAUGGCGGAAACGGGACCAACACUAUCGUCGGAGGAUCCAAUAUAAACGCGAAUGCAGCCCCCUGGUUUGUCCACUUUGCCUCCAAAACAUGUUCGGGGUCGCUGAUAUCCCCCAGCCAUGUCCUCACGUCGGCAACUUGUCUACGAAGCACCGGGAUUCCCAAUCUCGUACGAGUUGGAGCUACCAACCAGCUCAACGGGUUUUUACGACAAGUUGCCUGUGCCACAACGUACCCGGAUUACACGUUCGUAAACGACGAACCGGAUGCUGCAACCAUUACGGGAGACUUGGCUAUUCUGAAACUCACAGCACCCGUUCCCGGAGUGACUCCAGUGACACUCAAUCAAAACUCCAAUGUCUUUAGCAACGACAACGAGUCUCCACCACUAUUGGCAUUGGGAUUGGGAUUCAAAGCUCCCAACCUCCAGCAACUAGAACUGGAGCAUGUAUCAACGAACACUUGCCAGCAAUCGUAUGGCGCCAACGGGCAACGCAUUAUCCAGCCUGCUAUGCAUCUUUGUGCAUCUGCGAAAAAGAACAACAAAGGUCUCUGUACAGGAGACAGCGGUAGUCCCCUGGUCAUGCUGGAUGACAAUGACGGGGCCAUUCAAGUGGGGGUUGCUUCGUUUACCUAUGGGACUUGCGGAGACAAGAACAUUCCUGACGUAUUCACUCCGGUGGCUUCCUACAGUGCAUGGAUACAAGCAAUGAUCGGUGGCGAUGAUGGCAGUGGCUCCUGUGGAGAAGUCACAACGAGCUCUGCUGCUCCAUCCCACAGUCCAUCCCACAGCAGUAAACCAUCCAGCAAUCCUUCUCAAGCACCAACGAAUGAUGGGGUGCCUUCUAACAAUCCUUCGUCGUCUCCAACGACUCCCGCGCCAACUUUGCCACCUACAACUCCCGCGCCAAGCCCCCCUCCCACAAUGGUACCAGCUUCUGCCAUAUCGGAACUUACCGAACAACUGGUAGUGCUGGCUGUCCAGGCGGUUGGCAGUGCAGUCGAAUGGAAGCAGACAUGGAAACAGGAAAACCUGCCAGGGCUUGCAGCGCUUUUGCCAUCCUGGCUUCCAUAGCAUCGCUUCCAUAGCAUCAGCUGCCGGAAGCUGAUGAGGAAUCUUAGCCGAAGAGCCUCGGGAUGGCCAGACUGAGGGACUUUUCAACCGGCUACUCAAGUUCAUAGCUAGGAUGCAUUAUUAAAGUGUUUACAUUUCCAAAACUUCAAGCUACAAUAUUAAUAAAAUAUCUUAUUUAUACUGUACUGUAUUCCAAA
Molecule: messenger RNA, 1655 nt
Organism: Seminavis robusta
Lineage: Eukaryota; Bacillariophyta; Bacillariophyceae; Naviculales; Naviculaceae
Source: the annotation of a GenBank genome assembly